UCUCCACUUCAUAUGCAAUUAUAAAUUUUAUUUACAUUAAUUAUACGCGGAAAUUGCUCAAGCUAGGAAUCAGGUUUGAAAAGUCGCAUGCGCGCGAUUUGCAUACAAAUACCGACAAUCGGAGAUUGAUUAACAAACUUCGCAGUAAAUAUGUAUCGCCGGAAAACGAUUGGGGACGCGAAGAAGAAUAGAAAAACCAAGCCGCGCGUGUUUGCAAAAUCAAAUCCCACACUCUUCUUGAUUUUUGCGACUUCAACUUCCGCUCGUCGGCUGCCUCCGCAAGAGUCGCGGCGGUGGCGAUUUUUUAGGACAAAAGCCGUGGUCAGGGGGGAGAGUUUCGUUGAUGACCACGUCGCGUCACACGCGGGGCGACGCGAGAAACUGAUAAGUGGGACAUACGCUUCAGCAUCUCGCUAUUUCGUAGUGAACUCGCCGUCGGGUCGGACCAUCCUUUCCAAGGAGAGAGAAUCACCGGGAAAUCAUUGUGUCACUUGUAUUUCUCACGAGCGUUCACGAGUGAUCCUUGCGGCAACGAACUUUUGCAAUCUCGUUGACGUUCAUCCGUCGUGCCAAACGUAUUCCGGCAACAUGGCGCCGAAUUUGUUCGGCAGUUCAGCGACCCUGUACCUCGAGGCUUCUCAGCAGGAUGUGUCGCAAAAGAAUACGUCGGAGAAGAACGUAACGCAAAAAGUGACACAGAAAGCACAGAGCUCGAAGCCCAAUUAUCGAUGGAACAUCGUCUGGAGGAAUGUGAUAGCUUUUGUCUACCUUCAUCUCGGAGCACUUUACGGACUGUACCUUUUAAUAGUGGCCGCCAAAGGCUACACAUUUAUUUGGGUUUUUACAGUUGGCUCUUUCGGAGCUGUGGGCGUUACAGGAGGCGCUCACAGACUCUGGGCUCAUCGGUCUUACAAAGCGAAGUGGCCGAUGAGAAUCAUUCUUAUGCUCUUCCAGACCAUGGCCUUUCAAAAUCAUAUCUACGAAUGGGUGAGAGAUCAUAGAGCCCACCACAAGUUUACGGACACGGACGCCGAUCCUCACAACGUGCAGAGAGGCUUCUUCUUUUCGCACAUGGGCUGGCUCUUGGUGCGCAAACAUCCGGAUGUUAUCAAAAAAGGCGCAGCGAUCGACAUGAGCGAUAUCGAGAAGGAUUUUGUCGUCGUCUGGCAACGCAGAUUGUACAUCGUUUUGAUGCCGGUCAUUUGCUUCUUGCUGCCCACCUGGAUACCGUGUCAUUUUUGGGACGAGAAGCCCAUGUAUGCGUGGUACGCCACUCUCUUCAGAUACACGCUCUCGCUUCACCUCACCUGGCUGGUGAACUCCGCGGCGCACAUGUGGGGCAUGAAACCAUAUGACAACACGAUCAGUCCCACUGACAGUUACACCGUCGGCAUCGGCGCUUUCGGCGAGGGUUGGCACAAUUACCACCACGUCUUCCCGUGGGACUACAAGGCCGCCGAGCUGGGCAACUAUCGGACCAACCUCACCACCGCGUUCAUCGACUUCUUCGCCAAAAUCGGUUGGGCAUACGAUCUGAAGACCGUGGCGCCGAACAUGAUAAAAAAACGCGCGGAGAGAACGGGCGACGGCUCGAAAUACGAGAGAGUGUCCGAUGAUCAUCACACGCACGAGGGUGCUAUUUGGGGCUGGGGCGACGCCGACAUGACCACUGAGGACAUAAAGAAGGUCAAUAUCAUCAACAAAAGCGACUGAAACCUGAGAAUCUCUCGGUACCUCUGACUGUGGCAUUACAUUCGGCCGGGACUUUGUUGAACGGAACGUGGAUAUUCGGCGAUCGUUUAAAUACGCGAUCUAUUCGAUAGUCUGAUUGUGAGCGGCGUUCGAUUUAUAUUAUAUUUUUAAAGUAGCGUAAUUGAAAAGCUCGAUAUUGUAGAAAUUAUUGUUUGCUCUUACUUAUCGAAACGUCAUCGAUUUGUUCUUGCCGCAGUACAUAUAUUUCUUUUGAAAUCAUCUCAAUUUGCGAGUUUAAUUUGUCUGUUCAAACUUACAUUAUCUCAAUGUUUUUAUGCAAUAUUUUGACAUUUACCGAACAUGCACGGUCCGCGUAAAAAAAAAGUCCCGUUGCGAACUGUCAGAUAAGAAGGUGAUCGCCCAAAGAAGAAAAAGGAUCGCUGUAAUUUAUAAUAACGUCAAUUAAUACUUAGUGUGUAAUAUACCAUUUGUACGGGUUGUGUGUGUUACAUCGGUUCCUCUUUCCUCAAAUCGACCGAGAAAAAAAAACGUGGAUUCGACUGCCUCGCAACAACGAGGGAAGGAAGGCUCGAAUAUCAAGAUAAGUUUUGAAAAGAAAAAAAAAAAAAACAAGAGAAAAAUUAUGCACAUGUAACAAAUAAGACAAAUAAAAUUUAUAUCUCGCGUUUUCGCACAAAAACAAUUUUUAAAAAAUUAAUAAAGAAUGAAUCAUUCAGGCUCUGUAGUUUCUAAACUGAGAAAUAUAAAUCCGGUCAUAUAUAUAUCAUAUAUAAGAGCCGGAGAGAUUUAUUAUCUGACCGUCAAUUUUGUCUGUCUCUUUAGAGUCUACCUCGUCAUUGAAAAAAUAUCGAAAGACAAUGCUUGAUAUAUAUUUUUUUUUUUAAAUAAAUUUUCCAUUUUCAAUAUUUACUAUCUGUUUUGAAAUUGCUCACUUUUUGUAAGAGUAUCUAAAGUUGUUAAAAUUUUAAACAAAAUUUUUUUUAAACAGAGAAAUAUAAAUCCGAUCAUAAGAGCCGUUCGCAGGAUAUUGUGUGCGGAAAUAUGCGUGUAUAUAUAUAUAUGUAUAUAUAUGUAUAUAUUUUCCCAAUGGCGAGGUAGACUCUAAAGAGACAGACAAAAUUGACGGAUAGAUAAUAAUAACGUGUUGCUACAGAUCGGUGUAUUGUGAGUUUACACGAGAGUGAGUAUGUGCGACUCACGCGGGAGAAUAAUUGCACGCACACGAGAGCGAAUAUAGUCUUCCGGGAUAUAUAUAAUUGGUUCGAUUAGCGUGUUGUGGCGUGUCGUACAAUCAAUUAUAUACGUACCUACGAAUCAAAUUCAUUCGUGGCCUUCUGAAUAACUGUUUAGAAUGAUUAGACUUUUUAUCGAGACUGUUUCGAAAAACAAAAAAGAAAAACAAAACAAAACGAAACUUCAAUGUCAAUUCCGUGAUAAUUUAGCGACGUGUAUUAAUUCGGGAUUUUAACGUUAUUAUGAUCAAGUUUAUGAUUAGUGAAGAGACGGUUAUACAGGGUGUCCCACAAUUGCCGUCUCGUAGGCAAGAAGAAGGAGUUAUUCUAAAAGGAAAAGUCCUAUACCAUUUUGGAAGAUUCGCAAUAAUUAACGAGAUAUGAAUUAAUAAAGAUCCGCUAAUCAGCGUGCAUCCAGCGUAAGGGGAGCGUAAGAACAGCCUAGUCUUUCGCGCGGACGCGCAGUUGCGGGAGGAGCCAAUAGAAUAGCAUGUGCACCUUUACAUAAACAGCAUAUAAGCUGCGGGACACUCUGUAUAUGUAUAUAUAUGCGCAUACAGCGGAAUAAAAUUGAAGAACCGAUACUCGUCGCGCUUUAUAAAAAAAAAGCAAAGAUCGUAAAGAAAUCUAAAAUCUAUUUAUAGGAGGCAGGUUCAUAUUUUUAAUUUAAAUAUAUCUUUCACACACACAACACAAUUAUCGACUACGUAACAAAAUCAUAUAUAUAUAUAUAGCUCACACAUAUAUAUAUAUACAUAUAUGUGUGUGUGUGUACAUUAUAUAUAUCACUGUUAUACAAAUGACCAUAACCAGUAAGUUCAAAUUGUUAUUGUUUUAAUCUAUUUUUUGAAUUUAGUUUGAUGAUAAAAACUUCACGACGUAUGAACGGCAUCGCGUCACUUUCGCUGUCGCUGGUUUUCUUUUCAGUUUUUUUUUUUCUUUUUCGAUGACCGCAAGUUGUUACGACACUCUGAUAACAAUAAAAAAAUUAAUGAAAAAAAUAGCUUACGUUCUUCUUAUCUAUCUCUCAAUCUGCGCGACGUAAUAAAUUCUCCAAUGAUAUAAUACACUUGACGUAUUACGUGAUGUAAAUCGAAUGAGUUGCGACAAUGUAAUAAAUCUCCAAUUGCGCGAGAAUUAUAUUUCCGCGAUUCAUUAGAAAUCGGAUGCGACGUGACCGUCGACCGCGUGAGUGACGCGACGGUAAUCUCGAAAGCGGUGUGUGCUCGUUCGCAUUAUAUUAUAUAAUUAAUCAAACGAACGAUCCGCGCAGACACGGGACUCCGUUUUGUCUUCCGUAAAUUGAUAUCCGUCGCCGAAUAUUCGAGUCCGAUGCGCGGCGCGCAGAAGGCAUCUCGAAUGGCGAUUAUUAUUACUUACCGAUAUUGCAAAAGCGUGAUACAAGCGGCUCGCAUAACGCUAAUUGCGCGACGCGCGACAGUCAAUUAAAAAAAAAAAAAAACAAAACAAACAAACAAACAAACUUCCCCCUGCAUCGUUUCAUCAUUGCGGAAAUUCGCGAUAAACGAAGCAAAGUUUCAAUCGUAACGAGAAUCGGUUGCAAAUCUCUACGACGUGCAAGUGAAUGUUUUGUUCGCGAAUUUUCUCGCGAACCAAUCGCUUUGUUUAAAUUUAUCGUAUAAAAAAUGUUUGACAAUUUCUGAAUAUCAAGCACAAACAAUUACGUUUAUAUUUAUUAUCUCUAUACGGACAGCGCUUGCGGAAAUGGUUUUAAAAAAUCUCUAGAGAGAGACGAGAGAUUUGAUCAAAUUUGUACGAUGUUAUCGGAGCCGGUAAACUUCCGCGAGAGAUUUGUCAACGAUUCUCUUCUGUGUACUUAAAUUUCGAGAAUAGCGUAACGUUUUCGUUGUGAUUGUCUUUGGUUUUUUUUUUUUCUGGGGUUUUUUGUUUGAAGGUGAAAUAUCGGUGCCGUAGUGUCUUGUACGUGUAAGAGCGUAGUUUGUAGGGGAAGUUAAGUGGUGUUAAUAAAUGCGAGAUAAAAAUCAUCGCGGAGCGAAUGAUACAUGAUAAUACUUUACCGUAUUCUCGCUCUCCCCCUCUCCCUCCCCCCAUGCGGAUGUAGAUUUUGCUAAGACAAUAUUGAUAUUUACACUGUAUUUAUAAAUAAAUUAUUGUUACGUCGA
This is a messenger RNA of Pseudomyrmex gracilis, 5089 nucleotides long. Its product is annotated as acyl-CoA Delta(11) desaturase-like. Bases 151 to 1713 code for a protein of 520 amino acids. NCBI's taxonomy places the organism in Eukaryota, Metazoa, Arthropoda, Insecta, Hymenoptera, Formicidae. Gene Ontology annotation, biological process: unsaturated fatty acid biosynthetic process. Gene Ontology annotation, molecular function: stearoyl-CoA 9-desaturase activity; iron ion binding. The record is from RefSeq and is a predicted model, not a curated record. Gene Ontology annotation, cellular component: endoplasmic reticulum membrane. The transcript has 6 exons.